Messenger RNA from Cervus elaphus (red deer), 2250 nucleotides. It is a transcript of the gene CCNC, whose product is annotated as cyclin C. Gene Ontology annotation, molecular function: cyclin-dependent protein serine/threonine kinase regulator activity. Lineage: Eukaryota; Metazoa; Chordata; Mammalia; Artiodactyla; Cervidae. Gene Ontology annotation, cellular component: mediator complex; nucleus. Gene Ontology annotation, biological process: positive regulation of transcription by RNA polymerase II. The record is from RefSeq and is a predicted model, not a curated record. The transcript is spliced from 12 exons. Bases 250 to 1101 code for a protein of 283 amino acids.
CGCCUCCUUCCUCCGCUACCGCGGGGCGGGCCGGAACUUUUAUCCUUAGGAACUGGUUUAUACAGCAGAGUGUUGCCGGCCGGCGUCAAGGAGAAUAGGGUGCUAUCUUCUUCCUCUCACCGUCGCCGCCGCGGAGCGGAGCUGAGCCCAUCAGAUCAAGGAGCGCGGUGACCGGGAGGGUUGGGUCUAUGGUCGCUCCGCGGGCCAUUCCGCCGGCUGGUGCUUUUUUAUCAGGGCAAGCUGUGUUCCAUGGCAGGGAACUUUUGGCAGAGCUCCCACUAUUUACAAUGGAUUUUGGAUAAACAAGAUCUGUUGAAGGAACGCCAAAAGGAUUUAAAGUUUCUCUCAGAAGAAGAGUAUUGGAAAUUACAGAUAUUUUUUACAAAUGUUAUCCAAGCACUAGGUGAACAUCUUAAAUUAAGACAACAAGUUAUUGCCACUGCUACGGUCUAUUUCAAGAGAUUCUAUGCAAGGUAUUCUCUGAAAAGUAUAGAUCCUGUAUUAAUGGCUCCUACAUGUGUGUUUUUGGCAUCCAAAGUAGAGGAAUUUGGAGUAGUCUCAAAUACAAGAUUGAUUGCUGCUGCUACUUCUGUAUUGAAAACUAGAUUUUCAUAUGCCUUUCCAAAGGAAUUUCCUUAUAAGAUGAACCAUGUAUUAGAAUGUGAAUUCUAUCUUUUAGAAUUAAUGGAUUGUUGCUUGAUAGUGUAUCAUCCUUAUAGACCUUUGCUCCAGUAUGUGCAGGACAUGGGCCAAGAAGACAUGUUGCUUCCCCUUGCAUGGAGGAUAGUGAAUGAUACCUACAGAACGGAUCUUUGCCUACUGUAUCCUCCUUUCAUGAUAGCUUUAGCUUGCCUGCAUGUGGCCUGUGUUGUACAGCAGAAAGAUGCCAGACAGUGGUUUGCUGAGCUUUCUGUGGAUAUGGAGAAGAUUUUGGAAAUAAUCAGGGUUAUUUUAAAAUUGUAUGAGCAGUGGAAAAAUUUUGAUGAGAGAAAAGAAAUGGCAACUAUUCUUAGUAAGAUGCCGAAACCAAAACCUCCUCCAAACAGUGAAGGAGAGCAGGGUCCAAAUGGAAGUCAGAACUCUAGCUACAGCCAAUCUUAAAACAUUCCGAAGAAUUUCAUAGUGGACCAGUUGGAAAUAAACCAUUGGACAGAUUUCAGUAAUGUCUUCAAUGGAACACAAAUGAAAAUGAAUAGCUUGUUUCUGUCAAGCAUAUUGGGAAGUGAUUUUAUUUUUGCAAAAUGUUUUCCUUACCUAAUUUGAUUCUAAUACAUAAUUGUUUAAAAUCUAUUGUUUAUGAAAGUUUGGAAAGGUUCUAAGAGGACCUACAGACAGACAUACAGAGACUUUUGAAAAUAGCUUCUGAUUAGUAAAAUUUUUCUUAAUUUGGAUAAUAGAAAUUUUAGCUUUUUAUUAAGCCAGAAAACAUGAAACAUAAUUUGUUUAAAAUUCUCUUUGGUCACUGAAUGACCAAAAAAGGAAAUAAGUCAAAAUAUAUGGGGGUCUUUUUUUUUUUCUCCUUAAGUUAAACUUUAAAAUUGUAUUUAAGGAAUCAAAUCUUACAAAAUCCUGGAAGGUUUUGGUGAUGAUGAUGAUUUCAGGGAAAUGAAUCAAUUACCUAUGAUUUUAAAGUAUAUUUUAUUCAGUAGCUUUGGUAUCUUGCCAUGGAGGAUACUAGCCCAGCCUAGCAGAAAAGUGCAAUAUGUACAGCAUACUUUUGACAUUUUAAAAGUUAUACUCCAUAACCAUUUUGAAAUGCUGGGCAAACAUUUAAAAAAAUUGCAUUUAAUUCAGUUAAUCAGGCAUUUUGAAUGCUAAUUGGAUGGAAACUGUAAUAUGGUUGAAAUUUGUUAACAUUUUUGUUAUUUUUACUGUGAAGUUUUUAUAUGACGUACACACCCUGGUUUAUUUUUGUGUCUUAGUGUGGACUUACAGAUUUAUUACAGGAAUCCUGAGCCAGGAACACAGUCAGGUUUCAGGCCAGUUAGAUACUGGCUGUUCUUAAUUCUCAUCUGAGUGUAGGACUUCAGACUAAAUGUUAUGUCAGUGGGACUUUGCUGUCUGUAGAAGUUACUAAAUUACAUGAUCGUUUUCUUCAGACUUGAAGGAGAGUGAUAAAAUUUGGAGUCAUAGGAUAUUGAUGUACAAUUUAAGGAUUAAAAAUUUUUAUAAUUCAAUUGUGAAUAAUGGAUUAUUAAAUGUUGACUUCCUAGUAUAAAACUACAAGAAUAAAAAUACAUUCUCCAGCUA